Molecule: messenger RNA, 1889 nt
Organism: Salpingoeca rosetta
Lineage: Eukaryota; Choanoflagellata; Craspedida; Salpingoecidae
Exons: 7
Coding region: 10-1827 (605 amino acids)
Cellular component (GO): membrane
Molecular function (GO): sulfotransferase activity
Source: RefSeq, a predicted model, not a curated record
GCGUUGUCGAUGACCCAGGCGGAAGCGAUGCGGAGAAGGAUACAAGGGCAGCAAAGCCGCGGCGCUGCUACGAGUGCUGCAGGAGGGGUUAAAUCGAUGUCCUUGGCUGUGCUGAUCUCGUUCAGCUUGCUGUUGUCAACGGUAAUGACAGAGGCACGACCAUGCCCACCAAACUCGUAUUUCGUCUAUUCGGCACACCACCGUGCAAGUCACUGUGCCUGCGCACGCGGCUUGAGGUGCACUGGCAGUCAAUGUACCACAGGACACGACGACAACCUGCCGAUAUCUUACACUGGUGCAACGCAAGGGUUUCCGUUUGAGUGCCGCGACUGCUUCUGCGUUGUCCCCGGCGAAGACACAGACCACAGCGGUGGCGACGUGGAGUUCCGUUGGCUCAAGACCACAGACGGCGACUCCGUCCGUGACUUUAUUGACCCGCUCUUUGAGCAGAGUUGCCGCACCAUUCCCGACGCGGUCGUACCCAAACCACGUGCACUGCACCACGUCAACUGGCUCCACUUUCCAAAGUGUGGGUCCAGCUUGACAAACACAAUGUACCACUACGGGUGUCGGGAUGUGGAGACAGCGCGCGUCUUUGAUGAUUUGAAGGACCCUGGCCUCCCUGCUUACAUGAACAGCACCUGCCAGUAUUGCUACGAGCCAUGCAAGGGAUGCUUCACCCUCUGGGCCCCACACGACGGUCUGAUGCGCACACGCAAGAAGGGGACAGUGCUGCGCCUGCCGUUCCGUGAGAAGCACUGUGCCGCUGAUCGUCUCGGCCCUAUUCCCGGGCACACGCCGCUGUCUCCAGCACGUGCACGGGAGCGGUCGGGCUCCAUCCUGGCCAUUUUCCGCGACCCGCGGCGACGCGUCCUCAGCGCAUUCAACUACCACAAGCACAGCUUUGGAAUGAACAGAAUUGACCGGCAACGCAUGCUGGAGGUGACGCACACGGUCGAAGCGUUUGCAAACUUUCCUGGCGUAGCCAGCUGUCAAACCAAGAUGCUGCUUGGCUACACCUGCACCACCCCAGCCCCGCUCACCCCAGCAGACUUGGAUGCGGCGAAAGCGGUUGUCUCUGAGCGCCUGGCACUGGCUGGCAUUAUGGAGCACUGGAACGCGUCCAUCUGCCUCUUCCAUCGCAUGUACGGCGGGAAAAUGCACCCGACAGAGCUGGCUAACCUGCGACCCACGGGCACACGCACGGAGCAUGGUGAUUCAUCAUCUUCAUCGUCAUCGUCAUCGUCAUCGUCAUCGAGGAAUGAGGCGCGAAGAAAGAUUGUGCAGGGGAUGAUGGCGGAUAUUCGGGCAGAGGCCGAACACACACACGACGACCACGACGAUGGUGGUGGUGACGAUGGUGGUGGCGGUGGUGAUGGUGGUCGUGGUCGUGACACCAAUGGCGGGGAGCAGCAAGGCCUGCACAGGGCAGAUGCUGAUGACGACAACGGGGUUACUGGGGGUCGUGGUGGUGUGGACGAUGAUGACGACUGGCAAACGUUUAUGGAGAAGAAGAAGAAGAAAAAGAAGCAUCGAGGCAAUGACGAUGAUGAUGAUGAUGAGGGAGAGGAGGAAGGGCAGGGUGGAGCGCUGGCGGGUCGGGUUGGCAGGGGGCUGUUGCAAGUCAACGCCGAUGAAAGGAGCGACCAUGACAAGGACACCGGGCUAUAUCAGACACGGGGACGGUUGGACCAGGUGCCCAAGGAUGAGUGGCGGAAGUUGAGGCGCGAACACGACCCGUACGAUUGGGACCUGUAUCAGUUUGUUCGCCAGCGGUUCUUCCAGCAGCUGGAUGAGUAUGGAUUCACUCAUCCUGAGCAGCCGUAAACGUCUUUAUGCGUGCGUGUGUGUGUGCGUGUGUGCGUGUGUGUGUGUGUGUGUGUGUGUGU